Messenger RNA from Monopterus albus (swamp eel), 16010 nucleotides. RefSeq names its product ankyrin 3b (gene ank3b). Bases 764 to 14668 code for a protein of 4634 amino acids. The record is from RefSeq and is a predicted model, not a curated record. Gene Ontology annotation, molecular function: protein binding. Lineage: Eukaryota; Metazoa; Chordata; Actinopteri; Synbranchiformes; Synbranchidae. The transcript is spliced from 48 exons. Gene Ontology annotation, biological process: signal transduction.
AGCCAUCCUUGCUCCCCCUUUUUUCCAGGCUUCUCUCUUUAUUUCUUGCUCUCUCCUCCUUUCUCACCCCUCCCUCCUCCUCCUAUUUCAACUUGCUUUCCACUGUCACCUCCCUUCCUGUUCAUAUGUCCCGGCAAGACUGUGUGCAUACAUCGAGGAUGGCUCAGUGCUCAGGUUCAGGCGGUGGGCUUGGGGAACCAGUCAAGCAGGCAACAGGACCAGCAUAUUUACCCAGACGACAGAGCUCUCAGCUGGGCUAGAGGCUUGAGAUUGAGCCGUAUCUUGGACCUUCAACCCUGGAGCUCUAUUAAUUCACCUAUAACUGAAAUUUAAUAUCUAAUUCUUAAUCAGUGGGACAGUUUUACCUCAGUGUGGAUCAUAUAAAUGCACAGUUUUUGUAUUUGCUACAAUUGGCACUUAUUUUGCACUUUCAGCAUUGAGCAGCUGCCUUCUCAGCGGUGGAUCUUGACGAGGUGAAACAGAAGAGCAUGCCCUGCCCCAAACUGGACCUUUGAGCUUGCUUAGAAAGCUGCUGUGGGAGAUAAGGAACAAAGAAACCGGGAAAUCUUUUAUAGGUUCUCCCUCUCACACAUCUGUGAGGGCUCCCUCUCUGACAAAAGCACAGCCAAGGAGAGGAGGAACAAAAAGAUCAUUAAGAGCUAAAAGAAAAGGAUAAAGAGAAGACUUUGGGUCCAUCCCUCCGUUCAUUCUUCUGUUCCCCUUGUGUUUCCCACCUGUGAGGAUUAAAUUGAACUGAAGCAGCAUGGCGCACGCUGCCUCGCAGCUGAAGAAAAGGGCAGAUGAAAUCCUCAUAUCUGCAGAAGAGGAGAAAGAGAAAGAGAGGAAGAGGACGAGGAAGCGUUCACGCGAUGUAAAGAAAAAGACGGAUGUAAACGCCUGUUAUCUACGAGCAGCUCGGGCUGGGAACCUAGAGAAAGCUUUAGACUACCUGGAGAAUGGGGUCGACAUCAAUAUUUGUAACCAGAACGGUCUGAAUGCUCUGCAUCUGGCCUCGAAGGAGGGUCAUGUGGAAGUGGUGGCUGAGCUGAUCAAGCAUGGCGCCAAUGUGGAUGCAGCUACCAAGCAGAAAGGAAACACUGCCCUCCACAUAGCUUCUCUAGCCGGGCAGGCAGAGGUGGUGAAGGAGCUCGUCACCCAUGGCGCCAACAUCAAUGCACAGUCUCAGAAUGGCUUCACUCCGCUGUACAUGGCGGCGCAGGAGAACCACCUGGACGUGGUGCAGUUUUUACUGGACAACGGCUCCAGUCAGAGCAUCGCCACUGAGGAUGGUUUCACUCCUCUGGCGGUGGCGUUGCAGCAGGGCCAUGAUCAGGUGGUUUCCCUCCUACUGGAAAACGACACAAAGGGGAAAGUCCGCCUCCCGGCGCUGCACAUCGCCGCACGGAAAGAUGACACCAAAGCUGCUGCCCUCCUCCUCCAGAAUGACCACAACGCUGACGUGGAGUCCAAGAUGAUGGUGAAUAGAACAACAGAGAGCGGUUUCACUCCUCUCCAUAUUGCGGCUCACUACGGCAACAUCAACGUAGCAACACUCCUGCUCAACAGAGGGGCAGCUGUGGACUUCAAGGCAAGGAAUGACAUAACACCCCUGCAUGUAGCAUCCAAACGUGGAAACACCAACAUGGUGCGACUGCUGCUGGAGAGAGGUGCCAAGAUAGAUGGACGCACCAAGGACGGUCUGACUCCUCUUCACUGUGGAGCCAGGAGUGGUCAUGAGCAGGUGGUGGAGAUGCUGCUGGACAGAGGAGCUCCAAUACUGUCAAAGACCAAGAACGGUCUGUCUCCCCUGCACAUGGCGACACAGGGAGACCACCUUAACUGCGUCCAGUUGCUGCUGCACCACGAGGUGCCCGUGGACGACGUGACCAACGACUACCUGACGGCGCUGCACGUAGCUGCCCACUGUGGGCACUACAAGGUGGCAAAGGUCAUUGUGGACAAGAAGGCCAACCCCAACGCCAAGGCACUGAAUGGUUUCACUCCCCUGCACAUCGCCUGUAAGAAGAACAGAGUCAAGGUGAUGGAGCUGCUUCUGAAGCACGGAGCAUCUAUACAGGCAGUAACUGAGUCUGGUCUGACUCCGAUCCAUGUUGCAGCGUUUAUGGGACAUGAAAACAUCGUUCACCAGCUGAUCAAUCACGGCGCUUCACCAAACACAAGUAAUGUGAGGGGGGAGACGGCACUCCACAUGGCAGCGAGGGCAGGACAGUCAAAUGUGGUCCGAUAUCUGGUCCUUAAUGGAGCUCGAGUCGAUGCCAAGGCCAAGGAUGACCAGACUCCGCUGCAUAUCUCAACUCGGCUUGGUAAGCUUGACAUUGUCCAGCAGCUGCUGGCCAGUGGAGCGUGCCCAGAUGCCACGACCAGCUCCGGAUACACUCCUUUACACCUGGCUGCCAGGGAAGGACACCGAGAUGUGGCAGCAGCACUGCUGGACCAAGGAGCUAGUCUGGGCAUUACUACCAAGAAGGGCUUCACUCCUCUGCAUGUGGCAGCAAAGUACGGGAAGAUUGAGGUUGCCAACCUGCUGCUGCAGAAAGACGCUCCACCUGAUGCUGCAGGGAAGAGUGGGCUAACUCCACUGCAUGUGGCAGCACACUAUGAUAACCAGAAGGUGGCGCUGCUCUUGCUCAACCAGGGAGCCUCACCACAUGCUGCUGCAAAGAACGGCUACACACCACUCCACAUUGCAGCUAAGAAGAAUCAAAUGGAGAUCACCACCACGUUACUGGAGUAUGGCGCCUCAACCAGCGCAGUAACACGCCAGGGGAUCACUCCUCUGCACCUGGCAGCGCAGGAAGGCAACGUGGACAUCGUGACUCUGCUGCUGGCCCGAGACGCUCCUAUUAACAUGGGCAACAAGUCUGGUCUGACUCCACUCCACCUGGCUGCCCAGGAGGAUAAAGUCAACGUUGCUGAGGUCUUAGUUAACCAGGGAGCUACUGUAGACCCUGAGACCAAGCUGGGAUACACUCCUCUCCAUGUGGCCUGUCACUAUGGCAACGUGAAGAUGGUCCACUUCCUCCUGAAAAAUCAGGCAAAGGUCAACGCUAAGACCAAGAAUGGUUACACACCUCUGCAUCAGGCUGCACAACAGGGACACACACACAUCAUCAACUUGCUGCUGCAUCAUGGAGCAUCACCCAACGAACUCACAGCUAAUGGGAACAGCGCUUUGUCCAUUGCCAGGAGGCUCGGCUACAUCUCUGUAGUUGACACACUCAAGGUGGUCACAGAGGAAACUCUAGUCACUCAGACUGUGACAGAGAAACACAAGAUGAACGUUCCUGAGACCAUGAACGAGGUGCUGGACAUGUCGGAUGAUGAAGUCCAUAAAGCCAAUGUCCCCGAAAUGAUCACAGAGGACUAUUUAUCUGAUGUGGAAGAAGAGAUGGAUGUUGGAAAUAUAUGCAUCAGCUAUUCCUGUGACGAUGCAAUGACGGGAGACACAGACAAAUACUUGGCCCCCCAGGACCUGCGGGAGCUGGGGGACGACUCGCUCCCUCAGGAGAGCUACAUGGGCUUCAGCGUCGGUGCACGGUCACAGAGCCUGCGUUCCUUCAGUUCUGAUAGGUCCAACACGCUGAACCGGAGCUCGUUCACACGGGACAGCAUGAUGAUAGAGGAGAUGCUGGCGCCCAGUAAGGAGACGCAUUUGGCAGUGGCUAAGGACGUUGACAACGACUCUCUGAGGAGGUACAGCUGGACUGCAGACGCGAUGGAUAAUGUCAACCUGGUCUCCUCACCAAUACACUCUGGGUUCCUGGUCAGCUUCAUGGUCGACGCCAGGGGUGGCUCCAUGAGAGGAAGUCGUCACAACGGGAUGCGCAUUAUCAUCCCACCCAGAAAGUGCACGGCGCCCACCCGCAUCACCUGUCGGCUGGUCAAGAGGCACAAACUAGCAUCACCUCCUCCGAUGGUGGAAGGAGAAGGCCUGGCCAGCCGACUGGUGGAGGUCGGUCCGGCAGGCGCUCAGUUCCUCGGGCCUGUGAUAGUGGAGAUCCCUCACUUUGGCUCAAUGCGGGGCCAGGAGAGAGAGCUGAUCCUGCUUCGCAGCGAAAAUGGAGAAAACUGGAAGGAGCAUCUGUACGACUGCAAGACUGACGACCUCAGUCAGCUCCUCAAUGGGAUGGAUGAAGAGCUGGACAGUCCUGAGGAACUGGAGAAGAAGAGGAUCUGCCGCAUCAUCACCAAGGACUUCCCACAGUACUUUGCAGUAGUGUCUAGGAUCAGACAGGAGACCAAUCACAUGGGACCAGAGGGCGGGACACUACGCAGCCAGAACAUCCCAUUGGUUCAGGCUUCAUUUCCUGAGGGGGCAUUAACCAAGAAGAUCAAAGUUGGACUGCAGGCGCAGCCUGUACCUGAGGAGUCUGUGAAGAAAAUCCUUGGUAACCGAGCAACCUUCAGCCCCAUCGUUACCGUGGAGCCCCGGAGACGGAAGUUCCACAAGCCCAUCACCAUGACAAUCCCAGUCCCGCCCCUCUCAGGGGAGGAGCUUACCAACGGCUACAAAGGAGACUGUACUCCCUGUCUUCGCCUUCUCUGUAGUAUUACAGGUGGUACAUCGCCAGCACAGUGGGAAGACAUCACAGGCACAACUCCGCUCACCUUUGUCAAUGACUGUGUCUCUUUCACCACCAACGUUUCUGCCAGAUUUUGGUUAGCAGACUGCCACCAGAUUCCAGAGACUGUGGGCUUGGCCACGCAGUUGUACAGGGAGCUGAUCUGUGUGCCCUACAUGGCCAAGUUUGUGGUGUUUGCUAAGAUGAAUGACCCAGUGGAGUCCAGAUUGAGGUGCUUCUGCAUGACAGAUGACAAGGUGGAUAAGACCCUGGAGCAGCAGGAGAACUUUGAGGAAGUGGCCAGGAGCAAAGAUAUAGAGGUUUUGGAGGGCAGGGCCAUCUAUGUGGAUUGCUAUGGAAACUUGACUCCUCUUAUUAAAGCUGGUCAGCAGUUGGUUCUUAACUUCUACGCCUUCAAGGAGAACCGUCUGCCCUUUUGUGUCAAGGUGAGAGAUCCCAGCCAGGAGCCCUGUGGUCGCCUCACUUUCCUUAAAGAGUGCAAGACCACUAAAGGCCUUCCACAAACCGCUGUGUGCAACCUGAACAUCACACUACCUGCGGUGAAAAAGGAAAUGGAGUCAGAUGCCGAGGAUGAGACUGAAAAGCCAGAGCGACGUCAUACCUUUGCAUCCCUAGCCUUACGUAAGCGCUACAGCUAUCUGACCGAACCUGCACUGAAAACAACAGUUGAGCGAAGUGCAGCAGCAAGAACACUGCCUGCUGGUUACUCUCACAAACCUGUCUUUCCAACCAGAACUUACCCACCAUGGUCGACUGCUCCUCUUACCGUCCCUGGCCAAACAAGGCCCAUUGGACUGGGGGGUUCCCUCGCCUCUACCGAUUCACCGGCAGGCUCACCAGCUGCUUCUCCAUUGAAAUCUACAUGGCCCCUCUCUUCCCCAUCACCUGCAUGUUCUGCACCUAUAAGAGUCACCCUAGGAGUUCCACCACCAGCACCAACCCUGUCAUCCUCAGUGAAAUCAGCCAGUGACAUGGUGUCAUCAUCCCCCAUCAGGUCGUAUAGGACUUCACCCAUUAAAACUGUAGUUCAACAGGGCCAGUACGCUGUCCAAGGGUCUGCCAGCCUUAUGUCCUCUGGAAGCCCGUGUAAACCUGCCACUGAUCCAGCAUCUAUCAAAAGCCUUGCGUCAGCAUACACAUCAAGGACUUCCCCACUUCAUUCAGUACCCAAUGGUUCUGUGCCAGAAAGGUCAUCAGUUCCUAUUACUGCUCCAGCAUCACCAAAGACACCUUACAAUAUGUAUAAUGCUAAUCUGUCCUUUAAAACUGCACUUGUGCCCACGGUUGAGACAGAUACUGGAGCAUCUAACCUUCCUUCGGUUAAAAGCAUCUCCAGCCUGUCCUCUUUGAAAACCUCUGUAGACUCAACUCUCUCAUCCCGGGGAGGGAGGGCAUCCCUCUCGUCUCUUUCCUCAACUGGGCAGACAACCAUUCCUUCCUCAGAACUGUCUAUGAUGAAUGGAUCAGUCUUGCCUGUUAAAUAUUCAUCCUCCUCCUCUACACCAUCCUCUCCUUCUCCUCGCCUCCUCUCAGAAAGAAGUAUCAGUCUUCAGGAGAGGAUCCAGGCCACCACACAGGCAGCAACUUCCAGUGUCAGUGCAGCCAUAAAUGAAGCUAUAGACUCGUACGCCGUCUCGAGCUUUGACACACUUAAAUCACUGUCCUCCACACAUAGAUCUGCAACAGCAAGCUCUGCCUAUGGUUCUCUGAGAUCUGGAGCUGCCUCCUCCAGCUCAGCAGUUUCAACUAAUACGAUGACUGUGCCUGUGUAUUCACUGGUCAACGUCAUUCCAGAGACCCCCCUCAAACCAGGGCCAGGGUCUUUUAAAAUGGCACUGCCUGAUUCUCCUCGUGUCUCAACCUCAUCUUCUUCCUCUUUGUCUUCCUGUAUCACUGCAUCAAAAAUAAAGUCCCAAUUGAAAUCCCCUCCGUUUAUCACACCGCCCAUCAUCCAUCCAACUGCAGCUUCCAACCAGGAAAUACUGAAAGAUGUAGCAGACAUGAAAGAGGAUCUGAUUAGAAUGACAGCUAUUUUACGGACUGACACACAAACAGCAGCUAAAACUGUACAAACAUCACAUACUGGCACACCUAAAGAGACUAAGUUAGAGGAUGAGGAGCCAUUUACUCUAGUUGAGAAAGUGAAAGAAGAUUUGGUUAAAGUAAGUGAGAUAUUACAGAAAGAUGUCAUGAGUGAAGGUAAGGCCAUUGUAGCUAGAGAGAGAACCUCAGAAGAUGAAUGGGAGGAAUUUUCUAAAGAUGAGAUUGAGGAGGCACAAAGAUAUGCCCUCUCAGAUUAUUACCCUACUUUUGAUGAAAACAUACUUCUUCUAAAACACCAAUCCAUGACAAGCAAAGACCUAGAGUUGGCUAAAGUACUAGAUUUUUUAACCAAUGACAUUGGUGCUAGCUCUCUCUCCAAAAUGACAGAGUUGAAAUGUAGGUUUGAGGAAGAAGAGGUAAAAUGGGAAGGGGAUGAAAAACAGAAACGUGUUCUCAAACCAUCUAUGUCCAUACAAGAGAACAAACUCAAAAUGCCCCCACCAGUCUCAGGCAUGCUCAGAUCUCCCUCAGAGAAGGACCUAAGCAAACUUGCUGAGUCAUAUCAGGGGACAGAUACUAUUUUGGAAUCACCCGAGGACCUGUCUCAUGAGCAGGAUAAGAGUCCUCUGUCAGACAGUGGGUUUGAGACAAGGAGUGAAAAGACACCCUCUGCUCCUCAGAGUGCAGAGAGUACAGGACCUAAGCCCUUGUUUACAGAUUCACCCAUCCCUCCCUGUGUAACUGAGACCAGGACUGACGUAGUCCACAUUAGGAGUUUUGAGCAGCCUGAUGAUCCUUGUGAGCCUCUAGUCGUGGAAGAGGCGGCAUCUGCUCUUCCUUCUAUAGAGCCAGAUGCAGUUUCAGGGAGCUCCACCAAGGCCUUGCAAAUGAAAAUACCAGAAGAGGACUCUAUUAUGAAUAAAAGCAUGUGUCUUAAAGAGGAAACUCACAUUACUACUACUACUAGAAUGCUCUAUCACAAGCCCCAACUGACUGAUGGCACAGAGAUGAUAGAGGAAGCUAUGUCAGUCAGAGACAUCAUGAAAGCUUUUCAAACAGGUAGGGACCCAUCUAAAGAACUGGCAGGCCUUUUUGAACACACGGCUAGCCCAGAUUCUAUCAAAGGUGAUGAGCUGACUCCGAGAUUUCUAGACAGAGACAUUAAAUCCAAACCCAAAGUUGAAAGGAUAAUCGAGGUUCACAUUGAAAAGGGCCACAGCACAGCAGAGCCAACCGAGGUCAUCAUCAGGGAAACCAAAAAACACCCUGAGCUUUAUGUCUACAAAGGGGACCGUGGAAUUAAAGAACUUACUGAUUACGACGAGGCCCAACAGGAAGAAGAAGAGCUUACUGUUGAAGAAUCCCUGCCCUCCUACCUGGAGACAUCUCGCGUUAACACCCCAGUGUCACAGGAGGAGGACAGUCGCCCAAGCUCAGCCCAGCUAAUAGCAGAUGAUUCGUAUAAAGCCUUGAAACUAUUGAGCCAGCACUCCAUAGAAUACUGUGAUGAUGAACUGUCAGAGAUCAGAGGCGAGUCAUAUAGGUUUGCUGAGAAAAUGCUACUGUCAGAGAAACUUGAUAUAUCAUCAGUGUCUCACUCUGACACAGAAGAUUCAGCAAUGGUGACUGAAAAGAAGCACCGCCUAGUUUCUGAGGAGGGUGGUAGCUGCAGCACUGAGAGCAUGAGUCAGCAGAAGGGAAGCCCAAAACGAGAAUUUGUUUCAAAGUCAUCAAAAGAUGGGUCUCCUAAAUCUGGCAAAUUCUUGCACAGGGAUGAACCAUCUCAGUUUGAUAAGGUGACAGUGCUCCAUUACUCCACAGAACAGGGCAGCCCCAAGCAUGCAGUUUGGAUGCGAUUUACAGAGGAUAAACAUGACAGGAGCAGGGAUAAGCUGCUUUAUGAGGAUAGGGUAGACCAAACAGUAAAAGAAGCAGAAGAAAAGCUCAGUGAGGUAUCACAGUUCUUCCGUGACAAAACAGAGAAGCUUAAUGAUGAGCUGCAGUCCCCUGAGAAAAAGCCUGUGAAACGAGACCCAAAAGAACCCAGGUCCUGGCCUAGCUCAGCCUGCAGUAGCCCCGAGAAAACACAGCAUAAACCUAAGGUGGGAGAAGAAGGGAUCAGUACAAGCAAACUCAGGGAGCCUUCAGUCAGUAAAAUGUUUGGCACUACCACAGCAACUGAAAAGAAAAGCUCUAGCUUACCAAGCAGUCCCCAGAAAAGCACACACUCUCAAAUCAGUGAGAGUAAAAUUAAACAAACUAAGACCAGUGAGUCUGAACCUUCUUCUCCCACGCAUGUAAAAUCAACAUCCAAAGUCAGUGCUGUGAGAAUGAAGUUUGAAUUGGAGGCUCAGAAACAAAAUCAGUCAAGUCCUACCAAAACUCCUCCUCCAGUGCAGCCAAAACCUUCAAUAAAGAAACUACAGGAAAGCAAACUUCCAGUUUAUCAGUUUUUUGCAGGAGGAAAAGCACCAAAGGCAUCUGAAACAUCAGUAGAAGGAAGUCCAAAAAAUGAUGUUGAGAAGGACAAAUGUGCUGCCAAAGACAGCAGUAAGCCUGCUUUGAUACCGAUAUCUAAAAUCCCAAAACAUACAGGAGACAUGCCACCAAACAAAACCAGCCCAGAGGCUGGAAGUGAAACUGAGACUGACAAAGCAUCUACUAAAGGGAAAGUUAUCCAUCCUAGUGUUCCUCAGGAAAUUAAGGAAAGCAAGGGUCAGAAGGUUCAGACACCUAUUGGUCAUGAUACUACUAGACUACAGCAGAAAGAUAGUGAUGCUAAAAAACACCAACAAGUUACAAAAAGUGAGUUUGCUUCCAAAAAAGUAAUAGCUGAGAUAUGCAAUAAAGAUAGUGAGGAACCGCUAAACAAAAACCUCAGAAAAAAGAUAGAAUCUCAAAUUCCUGUAAGAACAUUGUCUUCUACUUUAGAUAAUGACCUCACAAAGAAAGUGCCAGCAACUAAACCCUCACAGAUACCUGCAUUAUCAAAGACCAAAAUACAGACAAGCCCAACAAAAACUGAUGAAAAUCUAACUUUUGAAAUUCUAGAUAAUGCACCCAAAGACUCAAAUUCCAAUAAUCUUCCCAGCCCUAGAGAAAUUCUGGAGAAAGUCAUAACCCCUCCAACUACUGCAACAACCAAAGAUAACUUCAAAGGCAUCAAAACAUUACCUGUUUACGUUGGUGUCCAGUUGGGCAGGCAGGCAGAGAGGGAAGCCAAAGGAGCACUGUACACAGUCAAACAGAAAUCAAACUCAGCACUUAGCCCCAUUAGCCCUGAUGAUGACACUCUAGAACAGGUCUCCUUCAUAGACAGCUCAGGGAAAAGCCCCCUUACACCCGAGACACCCAGCUCUGAGGAGGUCAGCUAUGACCUGACCUCUAGGACCCCUGAUGGCUUUAUGGGAUUCAUGCCAGGGAAACCCAGUCCCAUCAUGGAAGUAUCUGAGGAAUCAGAGGAAGAUGACCAAGGCAAUGUGGUUUUUACUUUUAAAGAGGUACUGACAGAAAGCAAAACUAGUAUUCCUGUCACCCAAAUAGACAUUGUUAAUGCUAAUAAGCAAGAAACAGAAAUAAAUGAUAAUCAGCAAGAAUUAACAAAUGGUUUCAACCAGCAAGAAACAACAGUCAGUGGCAGGCUUGAUGAAAUAAUAAGGGAGGAGCAGCAGGAGGUCUCAAAAGACAAAGGUAUUGCAUAUAUUGAGUUCCCUCCUCCUCCUCCUCUGGACUCGGCUUCAGAAAUUUCAGACCCAGAGAGAAAAGGUUCCUGUGCCUCUUCAGAGACUGAGACAGAAAUGAUGGAAGUGAACUUACAGGAAGAACAAGACAAGCAUCUGCUGAUCGAGCCAAUUAUACGUAUCCAGCCUCCAUCCCCGGUAAAUGCAGGUGCAGAUGACAGUCAACUAAAUGCCGAGGAGGCAGAAGAAGAGGAGGAAGAUGAGUCAAUCUUCCAACCAAUUCCUUGUAAAAAAUUUACUUUCAAAGUUCCUGAAGAGGAACAAAGGAAGAAAGAAGAGGAAGAAAGGAAUAAAGAGAAAGAAAAGGCAACUAAAUCCAAAAAACAUGACAAAAAUGGAAACAACAAAGAGCCACAUGGUGGGACCAAUGGUUCCAGUGGUUCUAAAGCUUCUAAUGGCAAAGGAGAGGACAAUGAGUAUGAACAAAAUGGAAAUGACCAAUCAAUAACAGAUUGUUCAUUAGCCACAACAGCUGAAUUUUCCCAUGACACAGAUGCAACAGAAAUAGAUUCCCUAGAUGGAUAUGAACUUCAGGAUGAAGAUGAUGGCCUGUGUGAGCAGGCAGAUUUACGGCUGUUUGGUCUUCCAGACAGCCGGAGAGAUGUCUGGGCAACAGACAUGUUUAGGUCCACUGACCGCUCUUUUCCACAGACCAAACUCGAAGUUAUAGAAGAGGAGAAAACCUCAGAGGAAUGUCAAAAAGACACUUAUAAAAAAGAUACCCUCUCAAAUGGUGGAAAAUCUGAUGGUGUUAGUAAAGAUGAAGUUAAAAGUCAGGAACAAAAACCCUCAGAUAAAGAGAGAUUUUCAGACACUUACUUUAGUUAUAAAUUAGAAGAAGAGUUUAACUCUACUUUUAAGACUGUUGCCACUAAAGGGCUGGAGUUUGAUCCCUGGCCUAGUAAAGGUGGAGAAGAAGAAGUCGUUGACACAGGAGGGACACAGAGAAGCAAUGGUGAGCCUAAACCCUUUGGAUUGGCAGUCGAUGAGCAGUCUCAGGCCACAACGCCAGACACUACCCCAGCCCGAACACCAACGGAUGAUAGCACGCCAACGAGCGAGCCAAACCCAUUCCCCUUCCAUGAAGGGAAGAUGUUUGAGAUGACACGCAGUGGUGCGAUUGACAUGAGCAAGAGGGACAUGGUGGAGGAGAGGCUCCAGUUUUUUCAGAUCGGUGAGCAUUACUACUCAGCGGGCAGGUACAGGGUCAGAGAUUCAAAGGUAGAUGCCUCUUCACAACACAGGGAUCAGUUUAAUAUUCAGGAUCCCAAAGAUACUUUAACGAUCCCUCAAGUCUCCACAGAGACUACUACUGUCCAGCUAGAAACAUCAAAUCUGGCUGGCAGGUACAGCACAUGCAGCGAUUCAACCUCCAGCAUUCAGCAUAAACUUUCCACAUUUAGAACAGGAUUUAAGUUGUCAUCAGAUCAAACAUCUGAGGCUUCAACUAUCAGUUCUAAUUGUAGAACCUUUCAUUGUUUUAAUGACAUAGUCUCCGGAACAAUUGUAGGUAGUAGUUCUGUCACCCCACACUAUACAGAUUAUCAUCAUUUUAUUUCACAAGGUAUGACAGAUUUGAAUAACAGACCAUCAGGCAUCACAGAUUGUCAUCACAGAAUUCCUUCAGGUACAUCUGAACAGCAAGACCAUGUAGACUGGACCUCAGAGAAGCAGAACACUUAUUACCAAAGCACAGAUCAUUCUUCUGCACCUUCACGACAAAUGAGCAAUAUAAGUAGCAACAUCCCCAUCAAUUCAGAUGCAAUUCAGGCUGGCAGUGCUGUGCUUAACUUGUUGUCCUCUGGACUACAGGAGGUCAGAAGGAUAGAAGCAUCCUUCAAUCAGCUAGAGAAGACCAGCAGGGAAGGCAAGGAUUGUACUAAUAUAGCAAUAACAAACACAGGAGCCAAAGAGGUCAAAAGACAGAUAUGCAAGUCCAGGAUACCAGUGAGAGUGCCCAGCCACAAGCUAUGCAAUCAUAGUCAAUCAAUAGUGAGAGACAAGGCACAAGAAAAUGUUGAUAAAUUCCAGGUUAGUAAACAUGCGGUGCUUAUACAUGGAGAACGAUUAGACUCUUUUGACAAUUUAUUUCCAAAAUCUCGAAUCCCAAUAAUGAAAGUUAUUAAAAACCCCUCUUGUUCCCAGGAGCAGAAGCAAGUUAGAACCAAAUCUGUGGUUAGUGAUAGAAGCAUUAAAACCUUCAGGGGUAAUAAACAGCUUGCUGAAGGCAGAGCCAGCACUGACCACCGAUACAGUUUAGUGAAAACUCAGGGUAGAAGUAGCACACAUGAUACAAGGAGGAAAAAAACUGCAGUGGUCCUAAAAAAUUUUAAAACAAGGUCUGUCAGUAAGCAGGUAGCCAACCCUUUGGAUCAAACCAUUCCCAAGCAGGCUGAAACAAAGUUAGAGGGGAAAACACUACCCACUGAGGAUGAAGAGAGCUGCAACCUCAGCACUACCAGGAACACUUCCUUGUCAGAACCAUCUAGACCUUCUAGAAGUUCCCGCCCUUCAUGCACCUCUACCUCCACCCCCACCAGCACCACCACAUCAACACCAUCUGCUAGAGAAGAGAGAACUGAGAUUGAGCAGAACAGCAAAGAGAGGAUGAGGAGGAGCAGGAGGAAGAGUAGACGCACACAGGAGGAGGAAGAAGGGAGUCAGGUUGAUCAACCAAUCACGGCUCCUGUCACAGAGACUAGCCCUCAGAGUCCCUGUGAGAGAACAGACCUCCGCAUGGCAAUAGUAGCUGACCAUCUUGGACUCAGUUGGACUGAGCUGGCCAGGGAGCUGGAUUUCUCUGUGGAAGAGAUCAACUUCAUCAGAGUGGAGAACCCCAAUUCCCUGACAGCACAGAGCUUCAUGCUCCUAAAGAAAUGGGUUCACAGGGACGGUAAAAAUGCCACAACGGAUGCUUUAACUGCGGUGCUGACUAAGAUCAAUCGGUUGGAUAUUGUGACUUUGCUGGAAGGGCCCAUAUUUGACUACGGUAACAUUUCAGGCACACGCUGCUUUGCCGAUGAUAACGCAGUAUUCCCGGAUCAGUCCGAUGGAUACCCCAAUAUAGAGCUGGAGCUGCAAACCCCCUCAGACCUGAACUACGAGCCCCCUACUCCUCUGCGCUCUGACUACUUUUUUAGCGAGGGAAAUGCUAGCGUAGACCUCCCUAGUAAAACCACGCUUACUAGGCCUAGUGACCUCUCUCUCACUCAAACCACCAGUACCUCCAGCAGUGACCCAGUCACGGUUGCCACAGGCCCUGGCUCCUGUGUCCAGGAGCCCCCCAUUGUUGAAGCUGAAGAUACAGCCUUGACCACUGGAGAAAGAAUGGAGGAUAAGAUGGGGCUGGUUUGUUAUGAGCAGCCGGAUAAUGACAGAAGAGCAGUAGAGAAAUCAGGAAAGGGGACCGAAGAGCUGAAGGCAGGGCAAGGUGUUGUUUUGGAAAGAAACCAAAAACACGAUGCUGCUUCAGACAAUGGUCAUGGGAAUGGAAGAGAGGAAGAGGAAGAAGAGGAGAUGACCCAGGAGAGGCUGCAGAGUCUGCUGGAGGAUAUCAGGAUGGAGGGAGGUUUGGAGGAUGAGGAGAUGACAGAGGAGAGGGUGAAAGACAUCCUCGAACAAGUACGACAAGCAGAAAAGGUUGUGUGUUCAGUUCCAGGCUGGAGAAGUGAAACAUCGGGCGCAGUCGUAGAGUCGACGGCCCCUGGCCACAGCCCUGGCUCUGAGGAGGGCAGCCCUGACAGUCUCUGUGAUUCACUGGAGCAGCCCCCAGCUCUGACCAACAGACAGAACGGAGGCCACACUGAUGCAGCCAGGGACAGAAAAGAAAAGGAGGCCAUGAGGAAGGGACCUCAGGAGGACAGCAGCACAGCGGGACCAAGCAGAGGACGGGAGGAGGCAGGGAACAGGUCCCAGCACAAAGUCCAGGGAGAGCAGGCCAGAAACAUUCCUGGAGAGUCAGUGACGGAGGAGCAGUUCACAGACGAAGACGGGAAUGUGGUCACCAGAAAAGUGAUCAGAAAGGUGGUACGCCGGGUGUUCAACUCCGGGGACAGGAGGGAAAGCGAAGGUGAAAAGGUUACAGAGGAAGGAGCUGGUGGCGUAGAAACAGGUGGAGCAGACGCUGCUGCGUCUUCACCAAAAGCAGCAGCAGGAGCCACAGGGGGGAAGGGCAAGAAGAAAGGGAAGCGCUACCGGCAGGGCCACAAGGCCAACACAUGUCGGAACGCUGAGCCUGGAGAUGAUGCCAACAAGAAACAAGAGAAAAAGAGUCAGUCCUAACAGUUAAGCUCUCACCUGCACCUGGUUCACGGACGUCCCCCUGCGACACCACGCACACCCUGGGAGGAAAAAUGAAGGAGCCUCGCCAUUGAGCCACAGCGUGUCUGAAGCUUUCACCUACAGUGCAUGGUUUUCAACAAGACAACACAAAACAAGUUAUUUUUUUUUAUUUCGCAUGAGCAUGUCACCAAACCCGGUCCCUGAGGGAAACAACACGGAGAUGAGCUGGAGCAAACAUGAGUCGUCUCUGACCAAAGACUGCAUGAACAGGAAACAAGCAACCUGCUGACAGACACAAAGACCCGACUCACUCUCUGACACUCGCCAUAGGUGGUCUACUUUUUGCUCCUGGAGGACGCCCACGCUGCUGGGGGUGCGCCCUGUGGCUUCUUUUUUUAAAAACAACCGGAAAUGGGUGAUUGUUAUAUAAAAAAAUAUAUAAAAAGUAGCUUUCCAGAUUGUUUAUGCACUGAUUUGAGCUGAUGGAGCUUUGCAGUGUCUUUGUACUGCAAGGUCGAGUCUGGAGUGUGUGACCUGACGUGCGCUUCCCAGUGAAUCUAAACAGGAGCAAAAAAAUCUGUAUGUGAAUGAGAAACGAAUGAAGAUUUUUUUCUAAACAGCUUGAUUCUAAACAAAGGACACAGUUCUGUCUGUGGAACGCCGUCUUCAGAGAAACGAUACUUUGCUGCAUGUGAUGUCACUUUAUUUUAACGCUUUCCUUUUUUCCUCCUAACUCAAAGCACUGUAACCCAAUUAGAGGGGCGCUGAUGGUAUGUCUGUCUGUGCGAGCACUCGUUCUCUCCCAAACAUCUCUAACAGUUUCUUUUUUACAAAUGAAAACACUUCUCCACGCUAAAGCGAUGAGAUAACAAAGCUUCAUUCUUACGUUUCAGGACUGAAUGUAACCUGCCCAUUAGCUCCAAACUGCUAGCAGCCCUGUGUGUGUACCAUUAAAUCAAACGGUCUCUACGCCAGCGUGCAUACUAGACAUGUAUGUUUAGGCUUUUAGCUCUGCUGUGGUUUUAUAAAGGGAAAUGACUGAUGAUUUAUAUCUUUAUUUAACUGGCCAUAUUUACAUGAGAACAGAGAAUCUCAUUUUUAGCCCCAUUAUCCAAAUCUAGUCCUUUUUAAUAUCAGCUGAGGCAUAGAUCACAGUAUUGAUCAUGUGCUGUUAAAAAUCAGAUUUUCUGUACCUGUGUAAAUCUGUUUUGCCUUUUUUCAUACAAAACCACCCAUUGCUGGUGUUAAAUCUGGUACCGACAUGUAUGACAAACCAACAUAGCCUACACUGGAUGAUCCAAGUCAUUAUUUAAGCAGAAAAAUAAACUGUGUUUAAACUGAA